AUGAUGGACAGGGCAUUCAUGGUCAUCAGCGGAGGCGAGCUAUCGGCCACCAUUGGGGUGCUGCGCCAUGCGACGCCGCGCGUCACGGCGGCGGUGGACUCGAUGUUCGUCCGGGUCGGGAUCACGGAGCACGGGCGCGAGAGGACCACUGCGUACGCCCACGCGUGGUCCCAUCUGUGGCCUGAGGUCUGGCGGUUGCUGGACGAGUUCGGGGGCUCUCCCCCGUGGGCCUGCAGAUUCGCUGGGACAAGGCGGGGGCGAGGUGGUGCGCUCGUUGCCGCUGGGAGGCGCGCGAGUCCGAGCGGCCCGGCAGCAUCGUCGCCGCUGCCCUCGAUCGAUGCAGACCCAGAGCUUCGCUGUGCACGUGGGCGGCGCCAUCGGUUGGUGGAGUUGAGGGCGCUGCGUGAGGCGGAGCCAGGGAGGGACGUGCCAGUGGUCGUAUGCCUGGCGUGCUGCGCGUUGGGUACGCAGAGGGCCACGGGCUUCGCCAAGCCCUGCGGCCGUCCGAGCGCAAAGGGCGCGGCCGUGCUGGACCGUGCAGCGCGUGGGCAAGCGCCGGCCGUCUCAAAGAUCGGCGCUGUCGGCGUCCACGCCUCGCAAUCUCCGACUGCGCGCAGCGGCCCGCCUGCCCUGGGCCUCUCCUACAUGGAUGGCGCGCUGCGCGGCCGGCUGGAGCCACAGCAGCUCCCGCCGGGCCUGGAGUUUGCGCAGAAGGUGACCGACCCAGACGAGCAGCGGCGGGUGGUUCGGGAGGCCUACCGGACGAUAGGCUGUCUGCUCGACGACCUCCCGGACCCGGCCCUGCUGGUCGACGCGCUGUGCAAGGAUUUCCCGAUAGUUGGCGCCAGCAAGGGCUUCUGCGACCUCACUGGGUACACCACGGAGA
Messenger RNA from Prorocentrum cordatum, 886 nucleotides. The record is from the annotation of a GenBank genome assembly. NCBI's taxonomy places the organism in Eukaryota, Dinophyceae, Prorocentrales, Prorocentraceae.